AUGCUAACUUUCUUCUUGCUUAGUGUGUUCCGCUACCUUCGCUUGAUCGUCAACAUCAUUGCCUUCUCUAACCUCAAGGGUCACCCUAUCAAAAAGAACCCUACCUUCAAGUCGACUGAUGUUUCUGUUGUCGUUCCCACUGUGUUCGCCGACAAGAAUGAGGUUAUGGCCUGUCUCAAACGCAUUCGUGUCUGCAACCCUCUUCAGCUCAUCGUUGUCACCAAGGACGAGCUUGUUCCUGAUGUUUAUGCUGCUUGCGCUGAAGUUACUGCUGGUGCUGAAUCUGAUGACGAGAAGCUCGACAUGGUUCAAGUCAUUGGAGUCGCCAAACUCAACAAGAGAACUCAAAUGGUUGCAGCUCUUCAACAGGCUGUUACUGGUUCCAUUGUCGCCUUUGCUGAUGAUGAUGUCUUUUGGCCUGGUAGUGACUUCAUCACCGCCAUGUUGGCAUGCUUUGAAAAUCCUGAGGUUGGUGCUUGUGGUCCUUCUCAAAGAGUCUGUCGCUCAACCGACCUUGACAAACCUACUACUUUUACGAAUUUCUUGGGUAUCUGCUACCUUGAACGCCGCAACUUCAACACUGGUGCUACGAACUUGAUUGACGGCGCUGUUUCCACACUCUCUGGUCGUACCAGCUUCUACCGUGCCUCUCUGAUCCAGAAUGAUGCAUUCAUGAAUUUCUUUUUGAAUGCGCUCAAUCACGAUGACGAUAAGAACUUGACAAGGUGGGUUUAUGAUCAGGGCUACCAGAUUACCCUCAACUUCAAUCCUGCGGCUCGUAUCAUGACUACGCUUGAAACUUCACCCAGAAUGUUCCUCAAUCAAUGCAUGCGCUGGGCUCGUGGUCGUGGAAAUUUUCGUGUCAUGCAGACUACAACUUACUGGUAUGACACUCACAUGUGGAGUCUCUACGCAAUCUACAUCGGCCAGUUCCAAACUCCUGCCUUCCUGAUUGACGGCUCUCUUCUCACUCUUCUCUACCGUGGUAUGGCUGAUUAUGACACCUACACUCGCAACUCUGCUGUUCUCGCUCUCAUCGCCUGGAUUUUCUUCACCAAGAUUGUCAAGAUUAUCCCUCACUUCUGCGAAUUCCCUCAGGACAUCAAGUUCAUUCCCGGUAUGAUCUGCUUCAGCUACUUCCACGGCCUUCUCAACAUCUAUGCUCUCAUCACUAGAGACAACAAGGUCUGGGGUCGCUAA
Aureobasidium melanogenum CBS 110374 is the source of this 1200-nucleotide messenger RNA. RefSeq lists its product as uncharacterized. The coding region runs from base 1 to 1200 and encodes 399 amino acids. The transcript has 2 exons. NCBI's taxonomy places the organism in Eukaryota, Fungi, Ascomycota, Dothideomycetes, Dothideales, Saccotheciaceae. The record is from RefSeq and is a predicted model, not a curated record.